UUAAAGGUUCGAAGGAAAUACUAAAGCCCCUAAUAUUUGAUAUAAGCUUCCUCCCAUCAGACAUUGCGAGGACGCCAUUUUCUGUGUUUUCUGCCUGCGAUUUUUGUCGAGUUUCGUGGUACAAAAAGUGCCAAAAUGCCGCGAAUUACGAUAAAGGGAGGAGUUUGGAGGAACACCGAGGAUGAAAUCCUCAAGGCUGCUGUGAUGAAAUAUGGUAAAAACCAGUGGUCACGAAUCGCCUCACUCCUGCACAGGAAGUCUGCCAAACAGUGCAAGGCAAGAUGGUUUGAAUGGUUGGACCCCAGCAUUAAGAAGACAGAAUGGAGCCGUGAGGAAGAUGAGAAGCUUCUCCACAUGGCCAAACUCAUGCCCACCCAGUGGAGAACAAUCGCUCCUGUGGUGGGCAGGACCGCUGCACAGUGUCUGGAGAGAUACGAGUUUCUGCUUGACCAGGCCCAGAAGAAUGAGAGCGAGGCGGAGUCUGGAGGUUUGGGGGACGACCCCAGGAAGCUGAAGCCAGGAGAGAUCGACCCCAACCCUGAGACCAAACCAGCCAGACCUGACCCUAUUGACAUGGAUGAGGAUGAGCUGGAGAUGUUGUCGGAAGCUCGUGCCCGUCUAGCGAACACCCAGGGUAAGAAGGCCAAGCGGAAGGCGAGAGAGAAACAGCUGGAGGAGGCGCGCCGUCUGGCCGCGCUACAGAAACGGCGGGAACUGAGAGCGGCAGGGAUCGAAGUGAUGAAGAAGAGAAAGAAGAAGAGGGGUGUGGACUACAAUGCUGAGAUCCCGUUUGAGAAGAAACCAGCGCCGGGAUGAUGUGGAGGGUGUGAGUUACUUACUGUAUUGUUACUGUUAGUAAAGUUACGUGAGCACAACCUAGAUGGGGAACUCCGAGAUGAUGUGGAGGGUCGGGAACGAAGAAAGGACAAACAACGGCAGAAGCGGAAGAAGGAAAAUGAGCUUCCCGAUGCCAUCCUGCAGACACAGAGAGCCAACAAUCCUGAGUUCCAAAAGAAGAGGAGUAAGUUAGUUCUACCUGCACCACAGAUCUCAGAACAAGAGCUAGAGGAGGUGGUCAAGCUUGGACAGGCCAGUGAGUCGGCCAGAAUGGUGGCAGAGGAGGGUGCCGGGAGUGAAGCGUCCAGAGCGCUGCUGUCUGACUACACGGUCACGCCGAGACCGGACCAGCUCCGUACCCCGCGAACCCCUGCCACACAGGACAUGGUUCUCCAGGAGGCACAGAACAUCAUGGCGCUAACAAACGUGGACACGCCCCUGAAAGGCGGACUCAACACUCCGUUACACGAGAGCGACUUCUCCGGAGUCACGCCCAAACACCAGGCAGUGGCCACACCUAACCCCACAUUUGUCACACCAUUCAGAACUCCUGGACAAAGUGAUGGCAUGACUCCGGGACGAGGUUUCACGCCGGGACGUGCUUCGACGACCGCGGGACAGACUCCCCUCCAGGCUUCCGUCAGAGACAAACUCAACAUCAACCCUGAGGAGGGACUGAUGGAGUAUGAUGAUCCACAGUACACCAAACAUCUACAGGAGCAGCACAAGUCCCAGCUCCGCCGCGGGCUCCAGGGUCUGCCCACACCCAAGAACGACUUUGAGAUCGUGAUGCCCGAGGAGAUGCCGCAGGAUGUGGGGACGGAGGUGGAACCGCGGGCCGACCUCCGACCUGACCAGUCCGACAUCGACAUGGCUGAACAGGCCAGGGUCAACGCAGAGAGGGAGCGAGAGCUGAAGCGGCGCCAUCACGCCGUCCAACGAGACCUGCCACGCCCCGUGGAACCCAACUCUUCCAUCCUCCGUCCCCUCGUCAUGGACCCACCGCUCACAGAACUACAGCUGGCUGAAGAGUUGAUAAAGAGAGAGAUGGUGACCAUGUUACACCAUGAUGCCAUCUACAACCCCUCAGAAGAACAGGCUUCUGUGGCUGCAGGGGACAAGAAGAAAGGCGCCCAGUCAGUCGGCAACAAGAUGGCUGAACACAUCGCUUACCUGGAGGAAUAUCCGUACACCAAAAUAGACGAGGACAGUCUGAACUUGGCUAAAGAACUGUUGUCCCAUGAGAUGGAGGUAGUGAAGACAGGGAUGGGACAUGGAGAUUUGUCUGUAGAAGUGUUUAACCAGGUGUGGGAGGAGUGCUACAGCCAGGUCCUGUUCCUGGUGUCUCAGAACCGCUACACUCGAGCCAACCUCGCCAGCAAGAAGGACAGACUGGAGAGUCAGGAGAAAAAACUCGAGAUGAACCGACUCCAGAUGACCAAAGAGGCCAAGAGAGCUGCCAAGAUUGAGAAGAAACUGAAGAUCCUACUGGGAGGUUACCAGUCCCGAGCGACAGGCCUGUAUAAACAGCUACAGGAGAUGCAUGACCAGACUGAACAGACGUACGUAGAGUUGAAGACGUUUGAAACUCUGAAACAGAACGAAGAUGUCGCCAUUCCCAGGAGAAUUGAGUCGUUGAAGGAGGACGUGAAACGUCAGACUGACCGUGAACACGAGCUACAGAAACACUACGCUGACCUGAUCGUGGAGAGAGACAUGCUGGUCAGCAGACUGCCUGGGAAGGGCAGCAACUGAACAGCUGGACUACACAUUAGUCAUAUAGGGCCACAAGUAGUCACAUUAUGGCCACAAUUAGCCACGUAUUGCCACAAUAAGUCCCAUAGGGUUACAAUAAGUAAAGAUUGUAUAUAGCCACAACGAGUCACGUCAGGCCACAAUAAGUCACAUAAGAUUGCAGCAAGUCAUGUAUGGCUACACAAAUUAUGAAUUCAUGAUUCUUGAUUUUUUGCAGCUUUGUCUUUC
Molecule: messenger RNA, 2820 nt
Organism: Branchiostoma floridae (Florida lancelet)
Lineage: Eukaryota; Metazoa; Chordata; Leptocardii; Amphioxiformes; Branchiostomatidae
Product: cell division cycle 5-like protein
Exons: 18
Biological process (GO): regulation of transcription by RNA polymerase II; mRNA splicing, via spliceosome
Cellular component (GO): spliceosomal complex; Prp19 complex
Molecular function (GO): DNA-binding transcription factor activity, RNA polymerase II-specific; RNA polymerase II transcription regulatory region sequence-specific DNA binding
Source: RefSeq, a predicted model, not a curated record